Anopheles marshallii is the source of this 996-nucleotide messenger RNA. RefSeq names its product transcription factor Jra (gene Jra). Gene Ontology annotation, cellular component: transcription regulator complex. NCBI's taxonomy places the organism in Eukaryota, Metazoa, Arthropoda, Insecta, Diptera, Culicidae. Gene Ontology annotation, molecular function: DNA-binding transcription factor activity, RNA polymerase II-specific; RNA polymerase II cis-regulatory region sequence-specific DNA binding; transcription factor binding. Gene Ontology annotation, biological process: regulation of transcription by RNA polymerase II; regulation of cell cycle; regulation of cell population proliferation. The transcript has 2 exons. Bases 1 to 996 code for a protein of 331 amino acids. The record is from RefSeq and is a predicted model, not a curated record.
AUGCGAAACAACGUGCUGAACAGUAAGCACCCCAACAACAACAACACGAUGGAGUCGUUCUACGAGGACAAUAAUGCCCAGUUCGUACCGUCCACCACGAACGGUGUGACGACGGGCAACGGCAAUGGGUUGAAGCGGCCUGCAACGCUCGAGCUAAACCUUGCACCCGGGAAGGCGCGUAAAACCCGCUACAAUGCAUCGGUCACCAUGCCUUCGGUGCUGCCAUCGCCGGAUAUGCAGAUGCUAAAGCUGGUAUCACCGGAGCUGGAGAAAAUCAUUAGCACCAAUGCGACUUUGCCCACGCCGACCCCCAGUGCCAUUAUCUUUCCACCGUCGGCAACCUCCGAGCAGCAGCAGUUCGCCAAGGGCUUCGAAGAUGCGCUGUUGUCCAUCCACAAGAAGGACACGCAGGAACAGUUUGCCAAGGGUUUCGAGGAUGCGCUGCAGUCCAUCCACAAGAAGGACACGACCAGCAAGCUUAACACGAACAACAACAAUAACAGCAGUACUAGCAAUAACAACAAUAGUCACGCACCGGUGGAACGGCUUUGUCCAACGGCCCCCACAACGACCGUUGUAACGGGUGGAACGGUAAACAAUCUCGCUAGUACGGUGUUAUCUUCCGGUCACAAUAAUGGCAUGAGCGGUGGAGAAAUAACGUACACCAAUUUGGAUUAUCCGGGAGUUGUGAAGGAGGAACCACAGGCCACCUCCAGCAACCAAUCGCCCCCCGUUAGUCCGAUCGAUAUGGAAUCCCAGGAACGUAUCAAGCUGGAACGGAAACGGUUGCGAAACCGGGUGGCCGCCUCCAAGUGCCGGCGGCGAAAGCUGGAACGCAUCUCCAAGCUGGAGGAUCGCGUAAAGGAACUGAAGGCCCAAAAUUCCGAACUGGGCGGCGUGGUGUGCAGUCUGAAGCAGCACAUAUUCCAGCUGAAGCAGCAAGUGAUCGAACAUCACAAUUCCGGCUGUACGAUCACGUUGGUGGGCAAGUUCUGA